This is a messenger RNA of Vespula vulgaris, 4128 nucleotides long. Its product is annotated as serine proteinase stubble-like. NCBI's taxonomy places the organism in Eukaryota, Metazoa, Arthropoda, Insecta, Hymenoptera, Vespidae. The record is from RefSeq and is a predicted model, not a curated record. The transcript has 10 exons. Gene Ontology annotation, biological process: proteolysis. The coding region runs from base 555 to 3230 and encodes 891 amino acids. Gene Ontology annotation, molecular function: serine-type endopeptidase activity.
AUGGCUGCGAUGGUGAUGGUCAGUGGUUGUAUACCGGUUAAGCCGUUCAGUGCUAGCCCGGCGUUCGUCACGGCUAAACCUUAAACCACUCGACUUAUUGAAUAUCCGCGACACGAUCGUCUCUCAUCGAGGACGUGUCUACGGCAUUCUUAUUUUGCCCUCCGCACAACAAUAUCCAAAGUACAGGCUAGCCUCGUGCUUUUUGUUCUCCUUCUAAGGGAUGUUUCAAUUUUGAUCAUUUUCUUGUAAUUUGAUAUAUUGAAAACCAAAGUGAUUUUUCAUUGAAAAAAAAAGAAGAAAAAGAAAGAUGAGAGAGUUGUACGUCAAAGAUCGAUAACAGCUCGCGAAAUCCUUGAAAAAGCAACAUCACAAUGGAGAUAUCAUCAAUGUACGUCAACGUCGUUGUUGCUGGCAUCGUCGAAAGGACGCGCUUGGAGAUCAAAACGUCGAGCGAGCAGCCUACCAGGAUUCGAGGCGAUCGCGGAUGAAGUGAUCACGCGAAACGGACCAAUCGCGGAUCAGGACCGAUCCCAAAGGUGUAUCCAGGGAUCAGGAUGCGGUGGAUCGGUUACGUGGCCACAAUUCUCUGGUGGUCGGGCAUCGCCAGGUCCCUCAGCACGGUGAAUCGAGGUCACAGCUACAAGAUCAGUCCGAAGCCUUGCAAAGUGCCCGGUCCAGGUGACCACGAAGGUACUUGCAUGUUCGUCUGGGAGUGCAUCAAAUCGGAAGGCACGCACGUCGGUGUGUGCGUGGACACCUUCAUGUUCGGUAGCUGCUGCGUUCACAAUUCGACAGUGAACUCGAUAGCCUCGCCAGGACAUCAGUCAAAUCAGCAGGAACAAGAUCACCGUCACAAGCAGCAAGGAAAUUCGCAACAUCACCAUCAUCAUCUUCACCACGAGUCGAAUACUCUUAGGCCAACACUGGCGGAAGUUCUGGGAAGCGAGACGACAAGGUUUACCUUGACCUCUCUUUCAAAUUUCCCGGUCUCGAGUACUUCAAAACCAAGCUCCGUUCAUCAGCAAUCAUCUUCUCACGCUGGAUUCAUCGCUUCACCGAGGCCCUUCAAAACACCUUCGAGUAACGUUGCUCGACCUUUACAAAAGAGACCGCACGCGAAACCAACGUCCGGACAUACUGAUAGAUUUCAAACUUCCGUGCUCCCGGCUGGAUCUUCGCCUAUAUAUAACAGCUCUCAGGGUACAAAAAGACCAAACUUCCAUGAGUCCUCGCAGUUGCCUCAACAGAAGAUCAGACCAGAUAGCAACGCGGAUGAUAAGGUCGACCUGCAGCUCCAAGGACACGGGAACUAUCAAGGCUUUAAGGAUAAAGUAGGAAGUUCGCCCAAUACGCUCGUGAUACGCUUACCUGGAAAGGAACAUGCGUCGAACGAUGGACAGUCGAAGAGGCCUAACUGGCCGAACAACCAAAGACCCUCGGAGUCGAGGCCAGAUGAUGAAAAAGCGGAGGAUGCUGACCUCAGCGUACAGGAAACGAUACAUCGGCCGUACGUCAAUUCCGUUAACGAAAAUGAACCACUGAAAAAUCAGCAUUCCAGUAUAAACCUCAUAUACACCGAACGACCACAAUGGGCCACAAAACCAGCUACUUCGAAACCAUUGACAGAUUUCUCGAAGCCGUACUUCUCGAUCAAGACGACAACGUUUCGACCGAUCUCCUUGAGUAGUCAAACCGAUGCGAGACCAACCUUCGUCCUGAAACCUAAUACCUCGGACGUGUCUUUGAAAACUGCUACGUCGCCAAGACCUACGUAUUUCAAUAGUCAACCGACUAGGUAUUCGACUACGUGGUCGAGUAAUCAAAUCGCAGCCGGAUCCGUACCACAAACCUCUCACUGGCAAGUUACCACAGAGCCGGCAUUUGUAACAAAGCAGAGACCCUCGUCAUCGUCUUCGUCCACCUCGUUGUUGUCCUCCUCCUCCACUUCCUCUUCAUCGGUAAAGCCCAUAACCGUGUUUGAAACUACUAGACCCUUCGGCGCUAGCUCUUAUUUUUGGUCGGAAAACAGCUGGACGCCACCCAGGCCGUCCUUGAAACCACAUUGGACAGACAAUCCUAGUUUGAUGCAAAACGGACCGGAGAGCUUUCCUCAUCGGCCAAGUUUCAAGCCUACCGAGUCACAAGAAAAGACCGAAUACCACAAACCCGUGGGUUCCGCGCACUACAUAACGACGUCCCACUUUGAGACUUCGACGAGAACGAGACCGAUGAAGAAGACCACAACGUCAACCACGAGCACGACAACAACGACUACCACCAGCACUACUACUACCAGCACAAUUACGACGACUACGGAAAAGCCAUCUACAACGACUACAACGACUACAACGACAAAGUCUACGGAAUCUAUACUAAAAUCAACAACACCGGAGGCUUUAACGAAGACAGGCACGAUGAUGACGGUAUCGGCAGUAGCUGAGAACAAAGGCACCCAAUGCGGUGUCCCUCCUCUCUUUCCACUUCCAGAAACCAGAAUCGUCGGUGGCAAGGAUGCUCCGUUCGGUCGAUGGCCUUGGCAGGUAUCGGUUAGACGUACGUCCUUCUUCGGUUUCUCGAGUACCCAUCGUUGCGGUGGUGCGGUCCUCAAUGAAAAUUGGAUCGCAACGGCGGGCCAUUGUGUCGAUGACCUGCUGACAUCUCAAAUUCGAAUACGCGUCGGAGAAUAUGACUUCUCGUCGGUUCAGGAACGUCUGCCCUAUGUCGAACGUGGAGUUGCCAAGAAAGUAGUCCACCCAAAAUACAAUUUCUUUACUUACGAGUAUGAUCUGGCACUGGUCAGACUGGAGAGUCCAUUGACCUUCGCACCCCACAUAUCGCCUAUAUGCCUGCCAGCUACCGACGAUCUUCUUAUAGGAGAAAACGCGACCGUCACCGGAUGGGGAAGAUUAAGCGAAGGAGGAACCUUACCUUCUGUGCUUCAAGAGGUUUCUGUGCCGAUCGUUAGCAACGACAGGUGUAAGUCGAUGUUCCUCAGGGCGGGCAGACACGAAUUUAUACCGGACAUCUUUCUAUGUGCCGGUUACGAGACAGGAGGACAGGAUUCUUGUCAGGGCGACUCAGGUGGUCCUCUUCAGGUACGCGGAAAGGACGGUCGAUAUUUUCUCGCCGGUAUAAUCUCUUGGGGUAUCGGAUGUGCCGAGGCCAACUUACCGGGUGUCUGUACGAGAAUUUCAAAGUUCGUCCCUUGGAUCCUGAAGAACGUUACAUGACGUCUGAGCGUAUUAGACGGACGUCGACUUUUUUUCAAAGAAAGAUCUUCGUCAACGGUUCCUAAUCGUCGAUACGUCGGAAAACGAUACGAGGCUUGAAAAUGACACGUUAUCGUUCCGAUCAUGAGAAGAUUUCGCUAUCACGUUGACGGAAGAACGUUGAUUUUGCAUUGAAAUAGCUUUUUCGUAUACGAAAAACGAAUACAUGACGAAGUAUCAAGAUAAAUACAUCGUCGUAUAUCAUCGAAUAUAUCGUUGAUCGUCUUAUUACGUCGUCCUUAAAAAAUGACGAGGAAAACGAGCUACCAGUUCGGAGUCAUCGAAAGGACGUCCCGCGCUUUAUCGCGCUCGUGAUAGAAGUGUAUUUAUAUGAGUAAGAUGAUAAUAUAUUUGCUAGCUAAUAAGAGAUUAAUUAAUCCAUCCCGUCCACUAAUCAUCGGACAAGUGAAAAACCUAUACGAUAAUACUCUUGUAUUUUCUUAUACCCAUAUACGAACCAACGAUCUUGUUUACGAAAAACAGUGGAUCGAGAAAUACCGAUAUUAUUUUUUAUCUAAUUCUUCGUUAUUUAUGUAUACUUGUUGUCUCUACAAUGACUGGAGGACGAUUAUACUGUUUUGAACAACGAAACGCUGAGCUCUUGCCCUUCCUCUCGACGUUCUCUCGCGAUAAUAAUAAUUGUUAUCGUUCUACUACUUUCGAUAUUUGAUUUGUCCUCGUUCUUCUUCUUUUUUUUUUUAACAAAUAAAUCUGUACAGCGCACAAUGAACGUUGUAUACUGGAAGGUAUGUGUACGGAAUAGAGAAAGGAAACUUCAGUAAAUAAAUAUAUAUGUAUACUUGUUUAUAAGUUUGUAGUUAUUUAUAAGAGUCGUCAAAUAAAUAUACGUUUAUUAUUA